AUGUCCGGUUUCGGUCUACCGCCGACAACCACGGCUCCUAGUUUUUCAUUCGGAAGCACGAGUUCGGCGCCAACUUUUGGAACGCCACAGGCCGCUGCAAAUACAACGGCUGCUUCGUUGACUUUUGGAAGUUCGCCAGCUGCUCCAGCUUUCGGUGCAACGGGACUCACAUCUGGUAGUUUCAGUUUUGGUGCAACCACAGCUGCACCAGGAACUACUACAGCAGCCGCACCUGGUUUCACUGGCUUCGGUGCUCAACCAAAGACCACUGCUCCUACAUUGGGAUUCAAUCUAACAACAAGCGCACCCGCGACGGGUUUUAGUUUCGGCGCAACUCCUGCAGCUACAGCGCAAACUCAACCUCUUUUAAAUUUCUCAAAAACCACGACUGCACCGGGUCUAACAUUUGGUACAAGCACAACUACAACAGCUACUCCUUUCACUGGCUUCGGAACAGGUGGCAGUUUAUUUGCUAAGCCUGCUGAAACCACUGCAACAAACAUAUUUGGGACAAGUUCUGCUCCUACAACUGCACCUUCUCUUGGACUAGGUGGAACUGAUUUGAAUGCCUCGCAACCAAAGUCAACGGAAGGCAAGCCAGACAGCGUAAAGGCUAAAGAAACUCAAGUGCCAGAUCAAAUAAUUAAAACAGUAGAUAAUCUUAAGAAUUAUAUCAAAGAACAGAAAACAUGCAGUUCCGAAAUAGCUCGCGCAUCGUCGAGAAAACUGUUCACAGUAUCAAAUGAAAUCCAAUGUCUGAAUUGGUCACUACAAGAAAUAGCUAAUAAUUUAGAAAGUAAUUACAGCAAAGUGAAAUUGCUACGUUCGGACACUUCGCAAGCUAUUCAAUGGGCUGAAAUGGCGCAACGAACCCAAGAAACGCCCAUGGGUUUGCAAUUCGAAAACACCGCACCAUUCCAUUUUUUCCAACAACUUGUACAGAAAUACGAAUCAGACUUAAUAACGUUCCGUACGCAAGUGGAAUUGACAGAGAAGCACAUGCGAGCGCUAACGAAUCCGCAACAGUUUACGGCGGACGAUUUGAAGCGCGGAUUGCAGCAAAUUCAUGAAAGUUUUGUGGCUUUGGCAGGAAGACUACAAGAAUUACACACAAAAGUUGAAGCACAAAAGGAACAAUAUCUGAACCUACGCAAAUACAUGUUACGUGAUAAAUCUAAUGUAUUCGCUGAACUAGAGGUUGACGAAUCGAAAACAACUUCAACGAAAAUAUCAUCGGGUCCAACUCCAUUUUCCAUGUUGUCCAGUCUGCAGUUAGGAAAGACGUCGGUUACUCCGAAUCAAGAAGCUUUUGUUCAAAGUAUUCAGCCGACAGUCGGUAACAUAUUCCUCCGAAAUGAGACUGUUGGAACCAACAGCAACCAGAAUAUUUGGGGAUCACGUCUUGGAGCGAAUGUUUUCGGCACUAGCAAGAGCAUCGGUGGUGAAAGUAGUAACCAACCAACUACAACAAAUUGGCCAAAUUUUGAUUCUGAUAAAGCGACACUGAAUGUAAAGCGCAGUAAGAACUGAACAAUUGAAUAGUGUAAGUUCGGAAUUUGUGAAUGAUUAUUUAUAAG
Molecule: messenger RNA, 1577 nt
Organism: Hermetia illucens (black soldier fly)
Lineage: Eukaryota; Metazoa; Arthropoda; Insecta; Diptera; Stratiomyidae
Gene: Nup58
Product: nuclear pore complex protein Nup58
Exons: 7
Coding region: 1-1530 (509 amino acids)
Biological process (GO): nucleocytoplasmic transport
Cellular component (GO): nuclear pore
Molecular function (GO): structural constituent of nuclear pore
Source: RefSeq, a predicted model, not a curated record